This is a messenger RNA of Rhodamnia argentea, 1366 nucleotides long. RefSeq names its product phytochrome A-associated F-box protein. The record is from RefSeq and is a predicted model, not a curated record. NCBI's taxonomy places the organism in Eukaryota, Viridiplantae, Streptophyta, Magnoliopsida, Myrtales, Myrtaceae. The coding region runs from base 99 to 1115 and encodes 338 amino acids. Gene Ontology annotation, molecular function: protein binding. The transcript has a single exon.
CGAAGAAGAAGCAUCGCUCGCGUCUUUCUCGCUCUUUCUGCUGAAACAGAACAAAGUUCUUCUCGAUCUGUAGGGAAGAGGAACACAAGGAAAUUCACAUGGCGGACACCCUCUUCUCGACCCUCUCCGACGACGUCGUCCUCAACAUCUUCUCCAAGCUCGAGGACGACCCCCGUCACUGGGCCCGCCUCGCCUGCGUCUGCACCAAGUUCUCGUCCCUGAUCCGCAACGUCUGCUGGAAGGCCAAGUGCUGCGCCACCAUCCCCUCCGUCGUCGCCGACCUCGCCGACGCCACCUCCUCCGCCUCGUCCUCCUCGCCCCCCGGCGGCUGGUCGUCCCUCCACAAGCUCGCCGUCUGCUGCCCCGGCCUCCUCCACGCCGGCGUCCUCCUCGAGAACUCGGACUUCGGCCUUGAGCGCGAGCUCGGCCCCAACGAGGAUUUCUCGAGAUCGGAUCGCCCCCAACCCGAUUCUUCCUCCUCCGCCACUGCCGCCAACGCCUCCUCCUCCUCCUCCUCCUCGAUUAAUUGCCGUGAGAAUUCAGUACCCGUCGAUAGUUGUUCUUGGUCUCUGUACGAUGAUCUGUACUUUGAUACUGUUUACAAUACGUCCGAGUCGCAAGAGGGUGUGCAAUUGGGGGAUGAAGAUGUGGCUGUGGAAAGAGGGUAUGUGAAGGUGGGUGGGGAUACCAAUGCCUGCAAGAGGAGGAAAAUUUGGCGGUCGAUGCGGUCGCAUUUGGCAUCCGGCGUUUGGAAUUUGUGCCGGGAACAGGGGAACAAGCUGCUUGCGAGCCGGUUCCGAGGAGACUGCCUGUACCUCUGCGACUGGCCUGGGUGCGUCCACAUCGAGGAGAAGAGGAAUUACAUGCUUUUCCGUGGGGUGUUCAAGAAUUUCAAGCGGUCCAUGGUUUGGAGGACGAUAAACGACGGGAAUAGGAGCAAGAUCGACGUGAAUUGCGCCUUCUGCUCGUGCAAGGAGACUUGGGACUUGCACUCUGCCUUCUGCUUGAGGCGGAUCUAUGGGUACCAUGACGAUGGCGAGCCGGUUGUUCGAGCUUAUAUCUGUGAGAAUGGACAUGUCUCUGGGGCGUGGACCGACUUGCCACUUUAUACUUGAUGGCAACCCUCCUGUGUUGUCCCCUAUUCCCGCCUUAAUGUCUUUAAUAUGGUAUUGCUGUUUAGCAGUACUUAGCUGAUUUAUGUUAGCUUAUGUCUGAUUGAUCAUGUCUCUUGCAUUUUUAUCUUGUUGUUGUUGAUUCAAGAUGCUUACUGUUAAAUGUAUCUUUGGUUCAAAUGAGAUAUCAGAUUGGUAUGACCGGGCUGCUAGUGGCUGCUAGUGUGUGUGGUAUGAAUUUAUAGCAGCAUUGC